Molecule: messenger RNA, 1127 nt
Organism: Colletotrichum navitas
Lineage: Eukaryota; Fungi; Ascomycota; Sordariomycetes; Glomerellales; Glomerellaceae
Exons: 1
Coding region: 404-976 (190 amino acids)
Source: RefSeq, a predicted model, not a curated record
ACAAUAGUACAGCUCCGGCGCGGAUGACUGGGAGACUGUCCUCAAUGAGCUGGUGUACGCGGCGAGGAAUCGCGAUGAGGCAAGUUGAUCGAUCGCCGGAGCCUCCGAGCCCUACUAAAUAUCUCCUCCGCCCAACGAGGUAUCCCCGCGAUUUCCCCCCCUUGCACGGGGAGCCUCUACGGGGAGGGAUGGAGACCCGGGUUCUCCUGCUCCUCCUCCUCUAUGUAGAGCCGAUCAGCGUUUUGUAUGGAGUAGGCACGCACGGCGGCACAGAGCGCAUGGAAUCUUGUUCUCGCGUUUCUCCGUCAAAACUUCUGCUGUCAAAGGCAUUCCCAGUCACUAUUGUGUACCUGUGCAACCUCAAAAGGGACCGCCUUGUAUCCGUACCGCAGUAAACAAUGUAAUGCUCUACAUACUACCGUCAAAGGCAUCCCCGCUCAAGGCGGCGUGUGUAUAUAAACUGCAUCACAGUGUCGGACGCUGGGGUUUCUCCAGUGUACGCUCUUUGGCGGAGUUGCUGCAGCAGAGCAGCUCGUCUUGGCUCCACGUUCGAUUCUCCACGAAAGGGUGUGCACCUCAAUUGAAGACUAGGAUCCAAAAAGCAUACCCUAAAAAUCACAUACCUUACGUUCUAUCUGUAGCCCCACGAAAACACAUUCACUGCUCCACGUACACGUAUGUACGCCCUUUGCAGGCACACAUAAUAGCUAUCCGAGGCCGUACUCCGCUGGUUGGUCUGGGUAGCACGAUUGGCACUCCCGCCGUCGCCUGUGUGGGGACAGAACAGAUGCUUCACUCAGUUGAGUGGAUGCCCUCGAUGUUGUGCAAAGGGCCGAGGGGGGAGACGCAUCUCGGUGCAUUUAUCUCCCUAACCCCUUCGUCCAGUCGGCGACUCGGCACAGAGGACCGCGUCGGCGUGUCGACCACUACCCCAUGUCUGAUCCGCUCACUUCUUUGGUGCUGGCUGUUCCUUUGAACCGAAGUGAUCGACAAGAGCAUGCGCUCGUUGGCAGCGCGCCGCCAACUGUAGCACGAGGGCCCGAACCGAUUACAACAAACAUUGACAUGGUAAAGUAACCAAAGAAACGGGGAAGGAGCACACCUGUAGCCAGCGGCGUACGUGGGCG